Molecule: messenger RNA, 1885 nt
Organism: Musca vetustissima
Lineage: Eukaryota; Metazoa; Arthropoda; Insecta; Diptera; Muscidae
Gene: ApepP
Product: xaa-Pro aminopeptidase ApepP
Exons: 2
Coding region: 40-1884 (614 amino acids)
Molecular function (GO): metalloaminopeptidase activity
Source: RefSeq, a predicted model, not a curated record
AGAGAGUGAUAAGAUUGAAAGAACAACUAGUUAGCCGCAAUGCGUAUUAUUAUGAAAGACACAACAGAAAUUCUAAAAAAGCUGCGUCAGCUGAUGCAGACACAUGGGCCGAGUCCUUUGGCAGCCUAUAUUGUGCCAUCGGACGAUGCCCAUCAAAGUGAAUACAUCUGUCAGCAUGAUGAACGCCGGGCGUUUGUCAGCGGAUUUGAUGGCAGUGCUGGUACAGCUGUUAUAACUGGCGACAAGGCUCUGCUGUGGACAGAUGGACGUUAUUACCAGCAGGCUCAAAAGCAAUUGGAUUCCAAUUGGGAACUAAUGAAAGAUGGUUUACCCACAACACCCAGUGUUGCUAGCUGGUUGGCUUGUAAUCUGGCCAAAGGCAGUAGGGUAGGAGUUGACCCCAAGUUAUUUUCAUAUCGUCUAUGGAAACCCAUUGAAAAAGAACUUUCCGGGGCUGAGUGCAGUCUCAUUCCUGUGGAAGACAAUUUGGUCGAUAUUGUUUGGGGUGAUGAACAACCAAAGCAGACAUCGAAUCCCAUUAUUACAUUGGACACUACCUUUGCCGGUAUGACCGUAUCCGAUAAGUGGGCCAAUGUUAAGGAGAAGUUGACCGAAAAGAAGGCCCAGGCUUUGGUGGUUAGUGCUUUGGAUGAAAUUGCCUGGUUUUUAAAUUUGCGAGGAUCCGACAUCGACUAUAAUCCAGUAUUUUUCUCAUAUUUGAUAAUCACCCACGAACAGCUUAUGUUCUUUGUGGAUAGCUCAAAACUGCCCAGUGAUUUCAAGCAACACCAAGCAAGCAAUGGCGUGGAAAUUAGCCUUUAUAGUUACUCGGCCAUAGGGGAAGAACUGGGACGUUUGGCAGAAAAUAAUGCUGAAGCUAAAAUCUGGAUUUCUCCUGGUUCUAGUUACUACCUCAAUGCAUUGAUUCCAAAGAAAAUCAGACAUCAGGAAAUUACUCCAAUUGCAUUGGCCAAGGCCAUUAAAAAUCCCAUCGAAGUAGAGGGUUUCAUUAAUUCCCACAUACGUGAUGGUGUGGCACUGUGUCAAUAUUUUGCAUGGCUGGAACAAAUGAUUGCCAAUAAACAGCCCGUUGAUGAAAUCUCUGGUGCAACUAAACUUGAAGAAUUCAGAUCGAAAAAGGAACACUUUAUGGGUUUGAGUUUUCCCACCAUCAGUUCUUCAGGUCCGAAUGGUUCGGUUAUUCAUUACCACCCAGCCCCGGAAACAAAUCGUCCCAUUAACGAUAAAGAGAUAUAUCUGUGUGAUUCGGGUGCCCAAUAUAGAGAUGGUACCACCGAUGUUACGCGUACUUGGCAUUUUGGUGAACCAACCGAUUUUCAAAUGGAAACCUAUACCCGUGUGCUGAAGGGUCAACUGACUUUGGGUGCAACGAUAUUCCCGAAAAAAGUUAAAGGUCAGGUAUUGGAUACGUUGGCCAGAAAGGCUCUAUGGGAUGUGGGUCUAGAUUAUGGCCACGGCACCGGCCAUGGUGUUGGUCACUUCUUGAACGUACACGAAGGACCUAUGGGUGUGGGUAUACGUUUAAUGCCCGACGAUCCUGGUCUACAAGAGAAUAUGUUCAUUUCCAACGAACCGGGAUACUAUCAGGAUGGUGAAUUUGGUAUACGCAUUGAGGAUAUUGUACAAAUUGUACCGGCCUCUUCAAAGUAUGACUUCAACGGUCGCGGUGCAUUGACAUUCAAGACAAUUACUAUGGCUCCCAAACAAACCAAAAUGAUUAAAAAGGAGCUUCUACUGCCCGAAGAGAAAAAGUUGUUGAACGACUAUCAUCGUCUUGUGUGGGAGACACUGUCGCCAAUAUUAAAGAAAGAAGGUGAUACACUUACUCUAGCUUGGCUGGAGCGGGAGACAAAAGAAAUCUAAG